Erigeron canadensis is the source of this 1204-nucleotide messenger RNA. Its product is annotated as THO complex subunit 3. Bases 57 to 1043 code for a protein of 328 amino acids. The transcript is spliced from 10 exons. Gene Ontology annotation, cellular component: THO complex part of transcription export complex. Gene Ontology annotation, biological process: mRNA export from nucleus. The record is from RefSeq and is a predicted model, not a curated record. Gene Ontology annotation, molecular function: protein binding. NCBI's taxonomy places the organism in Eukaryota, Viridiplantae, Streptophyta, Magnoliopsida, Asterales, Asteraceae.
UUGGGGUUUCGUGAGUGGGAGCUGCAGGCGCAAGCAAAGAAUAAGUUAGUUGAAAAAUGGCAGGAGGAGGAAGUAGCAGCGGGGGAGGGGGUUUGAAAAAUCUGCACAGCAGGGAAUAUCAGGGCCACAAGAAGAAGGUACAUUCGGUGGCAUGGAAUUGCUUAGGGACAAAGCUGGCUUCUGGUUCCGUGGAUCAAACGGCGCGUGUGUGGGAUCUGCAUUCCGGUAGUACUAGUAAAAACAAAGAUUCUGGUGCUGGUGCUGGUGUGGGUGUUACUGAGCUGAAAGGGCACAGUGAUAGUGUGGAUCAGUUGUGUUGGGAUCCUAAACAUGCUGAUCUCCUUGCCACUGCCUCCGGUGACAAGUCUGUCCGUCUUUGGGAUGCUCGCAGUGGCAAAUGUUCUCAGCAAGCAGAACUUAGUGGCGAAAACAUUAAUAUCACCUAUAAACCUGACGCCACUCAUGUCGCUGUUGGCAACAGGGACGAUGAACUCACCAUACUUGAUGUUCGCAAAUUCAAGCCCAUCCAUAAGCGCAAGUUCAACUAUGAGGUAAAUGAGAUUGCGUGGAACAUGACCGGGGAUAUGUUUUUCUUAACUACUGGAAAUGGUACCGUUGAAGUCCUUGCUUACCCAUCUCUUCGGGCAGUUGACACAUUAACAGCUCAUACUGCUGGUUGCUAUUGCAUUGCAAUUGACCCCUUAGGAAGAUAUUUUGCAGUUGGAAGUGCAGAUUCCUUAGUCAGCCUUUGGGAUAUCUCAGAGAUGCUGUGUGUGCGUACAUUCACUAAGCUUGAAUGGCCGGUACGGACGAUAAGCUUCAAUCACACGGGUGAAUUUAUUGCUUCUGCUAGUGAAGAUCUGUUCAUUGACAUAUCAAAUGUGCAAACCGGAAGAUCAGUUCACCAAAUCCCAUGUCGCGCAGCCAUGAACAGUGUCGAGUGGAAUCCAAAGUACAAUUUGCUUGCAUAUGCUGGCGAUGAUAAAAAUAAAUACCAGACUGAUGAAGGUGUUUUUCGGAUAUUUGGCUUUGAGAGUGCAUGAUUUCUGUAUUACUGCUCUAGGUGUACUGUUCUGUUAUGAACUUCGUGGAUAACCUUUGUAAUUUUUUUACCACCAAUUUUGUAAACUAAAUCUUCGAGUAUUCAAGAACUCGAGAGAAUGCACUUUAUUUCUUUUCUUAAUACCUAUUAACAUAUUAUCCA